AUGAACCAAUACACUCAAACAAGAUGCGGUUCAGAAUCUAUCCAAACAGCUCCUAUGCAUUCCGAGUCUCCGACGGGGAUGUUGAGACCCACAACAUCAGUGGCUACUGCACGGUAUGGCAAGUCGCCCAGCAUCUAUUCUUAUCACACCGUCCUACCCCCAGCAUACCUUAGCGCUCCCAGUUCUCUCAACAUCCAACUGAAAUGGAACUCAUAUGCUCAUCCGGAGGGCCAGUUGUACUUCAAAACGAGCCUUCCAAACUACGUCGUCGUGACAGAAGCCAAUGUUCAUACCAAAGAGACAGAGAACCAGGUCAUUGGUUGCCUCAAAUUCAUCGAUGACACAAUCUCCCAGCAGCAAAUUAUAGUACCGCCCUCGUCGGAGCUAUUCAUAGAGCUUGAUGAAUCACCAUUCUCCUGUGCAUACUACUUCGUAGAUCAUCAUACCCGGCGUAUCUUCUGGAUUGAACAAACUUCCACAGAACUCCUUGACAUGGGAACCAUUGUCUCUGACUCCCAUCUUGAUAUCGCAUUAGAAAGGCUGUACUGGGUGCAUGUCGAAUUCUUCCCAAUGCACAUAUGCGCACACAUACCGCCUCAGGUGAUAGACGAUCUGAUCGGCGUAAUGUCUCAUGGCGUAGCAGACCGGCUGACCUCACGAUCAUCCACAUUUCCAUACACUGCGGAAAGAUGUAACCAACUGUUGCAGCUACUGUCUCUGCAACGAGGUCGGGCCCUUGAUGGGCACACAUUAUGUUUUGUUGCUCGUCUAUGGGGCGCAAUAGACAACCAGCGGUUUUUGACUUACUAUGGGCAAGAAUACGCCCAGUUGGAUAGGCUACAAAUCAUGACGCCCGAGGAAGAUAUGGAUCACCAAUGGGUGAAAACCAUCGCAAACUUAGCAUUAUGGGGAAUCCCGGACAGAUUCUUUUCUGGACUCCAUGAUCUAUUUGCAAACGAACAGGUGUUCGUCGACCAGUGGCAAAUUUUCAUGACCGCAUGCAUUUCAGAGUGGCACACGGCAGUUGUUUGGACAUUUCCGAUAACGAUUGCUACCAUCCUAUCUUGCCUCCUAUCUCGUGCUUCUUUGUCAUCUGCCUUGCCAGCGAUUCUCUCAGCGUCUGGGAGCCUCGCCACAGGGUCGAUCCUCCUCCUUAAGCACCACGGCCUAGAAGACGCUACUGCAUCAUUCGCCGCACGCUACCUGAGGGCCGCAAAGUCACGCUCCAUUGGGAUGCUUCCAUCCGCCAUUGUAUUUAGUCUGCCAAAAGCCCUCUAUCUAUGGAGCAUCGUCCUCAUGGUGGCUCACUUUCUCUUACUGGCGUCUCACGUAGUCGGCGGACUCGCCAUGUUUGGAGGCGCAUGUUUUUUGAUACUGCUUGUUUGGGCUGCGCUGUACGCUACAUCUCCAGAUGAGUACGACCAGAGUUCUAUACUUAGUAAAAUUCUCUGUCGCUGGCAUUCUAUUCAAGGAGAUACUCACGGGGCAGGUUCAUCCGUAUGA
This is a messenger RNA of Suillus bovinus, 1503 nucleotides long. RefSeq lists its product as uncharacterized. Lineage: Eukaryota; Fungi; Basidiomycota; Agaricomycetes; Boletales; Suillaceae. The transcript is spliced from 11 exons. The record is from RefSeq and is a predicted model, not a curated record. The coding region runs from base 1 to 1503 and encodes 500 amino acids.